AUGACACCCGUAUUCAAAUUGCUGCUCAUGUUUGGUACAAUGAUCAUCUCCAGCGCUCAGCCAGUGAUGCCGUCAGAGAGCUUCAGUGGCCCAGUUUUGACUUUUGCGGACAGCACAAGCCAGUGCCUGCAGUCGGAUGUGUUGAUCCUCCACACACAAGAUGCAGAAGAAGCCAAUCGUGCCCCAGUUUUGCCGCAGCCCCACAAGUUCACACCCACCGGAAUCAGGGCCACUCCGGUUGACCAGAAUGCCCUGUCAGAAGUUGAGUUUGGUGAAGUAGGAUCGAUCUGUAAGCCAAACUACCAGUUUUGCAGCCAGUCUCACAUUGAAUUUGGCACCUCCAAGGCGGCAUUUUGCCCCAUCAGUAGCAUGCCCAAGCCAGAAGGGCAUAGCCUUUUCGAGUCCACGUGCAUUCCCGGGACAAUCGUCAGAGCCGGCAGUGAAUUCAAUGUCAUGGAGCCACACGUGGCUCAGUUCACUAGCAUCCAGGUCCCUCCAGUCAACCAGAAGUUUGUGGCCGAAUCGCAGGAGGACUAUCACCUCAUGGACCCCAACCAAGCACCCGGAAUCAGGGCCACUCCGGGAAACCAGAAUGCCCUGCUCAGCGUAGAGCACCAAAGGCCACCGCAGACCCGGAUUUCUCCGUCGGUGGGACUCCAGGCCUACAUUGUGCAUCAUCAUCCGAAAAGCCAUGAGGAGGAACCCCUGAGUCUACCCACGGAGGAGGCAAGGACGCAAAGACCUAGAAGAAAAGAGAAGCGGGUUGACCCACAAACAGCCAGCGAGCGGGCACAAGCCGAGCUGAGGGACCAGUCCACAUGUGCAGAUCAGGAAUUUGUAGGACCCAAUCUAGGGUACAACUCGAACUUGGCCAAUGACCGGAACAUUGCAGUUCAGACGGAUGAUGAACAAGAUCCAGAAGAAGAAGCUGAGUCCUCAUCCAGUGAAGAUGAUCCAAGGUAUGAGGUCAAUCCGACACCUGAGGAUCUCCAUCAGUCAGGCAUGGGAGGGAUGCUUGCACGAUAUCAUGAAGACCCACCGCCGGGUGAACUUCGCAUGGCACUCAUCGAUGUAGAAUUUCCCCCCAGCCCCAAGCUGGGAUGCCGAGAUCAUACGCUCCGCAAUUUGAUUAUUCAUGACGGGGAAUACCUCCGAGUAAUUCUCCCACCUCCCAAUGAUGAGCACGAAGAUACUCCAACAAGAUGCAUUGCUAUGGCAUGCUAUCAAGGACUAGAACCCCAAUUCUUCUCUUGCUUUGGAUUCUUGGUGGAAGAGCACAACCUGUGGUCCAUGCCAAACCCAAGCCAGGUGCUAGUAGUGGAUUCCCAAGUCACAGACACGGAAGACAUGGAGGAGGACCGAAUUGAGCUGCUGCAAAGAAAGGCGAAGCGCCGCGAGCAGUUGCUGACGCCCCUUCAACAGGAAGGAAGUAGGUCAUUCCUUCAUUUGCACAGGCUAGGUGAAGCAUCCAAACCAGGCCCAGGGCCACCACAAACAGGUGAUUGGGUCAUUGCAGCAGUCAAUCCCACCGGUCUCUCAGGGAAGGCCAAACAGUUUGGCGAUAUGCCAGGAGGAAUAUAUGCAAUAUCCGAAACUCACUUGUCAGCCCGAGGACAAGCAAGGUUCCGAGAGGAACUGUUCCAUGCAAAAUCUCCCCUCAAACUGUACCCAGGGUACCGAGCCCCCCUGAAGAAGGAUUCGAUUCAGGCUGUGGGGGGUAAGCAUACAGGAGUUGCAUUCCUCACAGAUUUCCCCACGAGACCAAUCACAAGUGGCUGGAAUGAAGAACUGUACCAGACCAGCAGAAUCCACGCUGCGGUGUUCAUGGUCCAAAACACCUGGAUUGCGGGAGGCGUGUGCUAUGGCUAUGCCAAAGAUGCGGAAUCGCCCACAGUUCAGGAGCACACCAAUACUCUUCUUCAAGAAGUUGCCAGGCAGGUGAUGCACGGUUUCAAAGGCCCAGCAUUCAUCGCAGGAGACUUUAACCAGGCUCAAGGGGUGCUCUCGGAAACCAUCAGAUGGGAGCAGCAAGGGUGGAGAGAUGUCCAAACAUGGGCAGCAGAACGAUAUGGCAUCAGCCCAGGAGUGACAUGCCAGUUCACAUCCCGUAAGGAUUUCGUAUACCUAUCCCCUGAGUUGCAAAGACUGAUGUCCAAUUGCUCCAACACCUUUGACCGAUGGCCAGACCAUUCAACCCUCAUGGGGACGUUUGUAAACCCAAGUGCCCCUGAGCCACUCCCCAAAUGGGCUAGACCCGCACCUAUCGACUACAGCCAGCUCGACCCCAAAGCAAUUGCAUCCACGCCUUGCUCCCGAGCACCAGAACGGGAAGACCCAACAGAGCAAUACAAAGCUAUUUGCCAGCGCUUUGAACAACAUGUCCAUGAAUGCCUCAGAGCAAAAGGAAAGAUUGGUCUCCAGCCAAGCCAAAAAGGCAGGGGCCACACGUUGCACCGGACUUUCCAUCGGCAGGUAAUAGCACCGGUCAAACCAGCAAGGCAAGGGGAUUUUCACCCAUCCAUCCACACAUGGUCAUUACUGCACAGCCGUUGGAUUACCCAGUGUCGAAGGCUCCAAAGCUAUGCAAAGCAUGUCGCCAAAGGAAGCCAAUCACCCAAUGCGACCGAGCACAGAGCUGCCUUGUGGAGAGCUAUAAGAAAUGCACUGGGAUUUACCGGAGGGUUUCCCCAAUGGUGGAGCGAACAAGCCAGUGAUCAUCCCAACCUCAUCCCAUGGCUCCCAUUUGGCCCACCUGAUGCCGACACGGCCAAGCAUAUCAGUGACCACUUCUAUGCAAUCCUGAAUGCCAUGGAAACCAGCAUCAUCAAACAGCGAGUCGCCCAAGCCAGACAAUCCAGGAUCGCAGAUACCAACCGAGUGUUCAAGGAUGUGAGAAGACCCAUGCCGGUGCCAGUCAGCAUGUUAGUCGCCAAGGCCUCCACUCAGGUUACAGCGAUCGUAGAUGAGGGAUCAGUCGAGGUGGCAGAUUCCACACCAAUCCAGGAGGCCUCGGUCCUGGAGACUCGGGCAGGGCCGAUGGAGGUGAUACAUAUCGAGGCUAACCAGAUCUGGUUCACAUCUCCGCACUCGCUCGUCCCCGGUGACGAGGUAGCCAUCGUUGAGUUGCAAGGCCGGGUCCAAGAAAUCCACAAUGCAUUCCUCCAGGAAUGGACCAAGCGAUGGGACCGGCACAGGCAUUUGCCGGCCGACCACUGGGAGGAGGUCAUAGGGUUAACCCAAAACCUCCUACAUGCAGAGCCGAUGGAGCUGGCCCCUCUCUCAGUCGAGAAAUGGAAGCGUGCUCUCCAAUCCAAGAAAGCCACCGCAGCGACAGGAUUGGACGCACUGGCACGCAGAGAUCUCCUUGCAUUCCCCCAUGUUCUGCAUGAACAGUUGCUGGACAUCUUCACAGGUGCAGAACGCUCCGGGCGAUGGCCCAAGCAAUUACUUCAAGGAGCAGUGCAUGCAUUGGAGAAAACAGCAAAUGCAGAGAAGGUGUCCCAGUACAGGCCGAUAACGAUAAUGCCAUGCGCAUAUCGUACAUACUCAUCCCUCCGAGCAAAAGAGGUCCUUCAACACUUAGCAAAGGUUCUGCCGCCAACCUUGUUAGGUAACGUCCCUGGCAAACAGGCCAUCGGGUUGUGGUGGACACUUCAGCACCGGAUCGAACAAGCCAUGUAUGCAGGAGAGCCAUUGACAGGAGCGGUAUCAGACUUGUGCAAAGCAUUCAACCACCUGCCGCGCACGGUGACGUUCCAGGCGGCCCUGGCGUUGGGAGUGCACCCGGACAUCGUGAGGGCAUGGGCAUCCUCCACGGUGCUUUUGCAGCGACAUUUCGUGGUGCGUGACUGUCCAUCAGCUCAGGUUACCUCAACCACAGGGUUUGUUGAAGGAUGUGGCAUGAGUGUGGUAGGCAUGGUUCUAAUCAAUGCACUGGUCCAUGCUUACAUGCAAUAUCAGCACCCUUGCACUGUCUUCACCACAUACGUGGACAACUAUGAGCUGCAAGCGGCCACCGUGGAACAAACCACCCAAGCCCUAGCUUCCCUCCAUGGGUUUUGUGAAUUGCUUGAUGUGCAGCUCGAUGUCAACAAGACCUAUCAUUGGGCAUGUGAUGCAACCGGCAGGGCCCACCUGCGUGCCCAACAAGACAUCCCAGUCAAGGCAGCAAGAGACCUUGGAGCUCACAUGCAAUACACAGCCAACCAAACCAAUGGAACAGUCCUAGCAAAGUUUCGCCAAUUACCAGAGCUUUGGCACAAGCUAGCUAGAAGCCAUGCCCCACAAGUUCAGAAACUCAAGGUGCUCAGGGUGGUGGCAUGGCCCAGAACAUUGUACUCAGGAUCCAUUGUACACAUCGGGCCUGCGCAUUUUGAUGAAGCGAGGGCAGGUGCCUUCAAGGCUCUAGGCAUGCAAAAGCGACACAUCACUGAGGACCUCUUGGACCUCACAUUGCACCAAGCCGCAGUCACGCCACCCAGAAAGCGCAAACCAGGCCCGGGAGGUGUGCUCAUCACACGCUUGGAGCAGGUAUGCUGGACAUAUGCCGCCAAUGGCAUCUUCCGAGAUGGAGAAGGAGGCACAUUACACAUCUUGCACACCCCCAGACAGGAGUUGAAAGCCCGUUUGACAAGGGCAUGGCAGCACGCGGUCGGAAGAAGGUGGGAACACAGGAAGGGCUUCAAGGGCCUCAGGUUUGUGUGCACUCAUUUAUCCAAAAUUGACACGACCAAGCACGCGCCGGAUGCAGUAGGGUUCCUUCAAGUUGCACAGACAGGAGCAUUCUACACAGCAGAUUGCCUGAAGCACUCUGGCUUCACAGAUUCAUCCCUUUGCACUCGGUGCUCGGCCGAGGACUCAGUCGAACACAGGCACUGGCAAUGCCCUGCCACGGCGCAAAGUAGAGCACUCAUCCCGGGUCCAGUCCAAGAGAAAAUUGACACUAUGGACCCAUGCUUGCGAGAACAUGGAUGGAUGCCAGAGCCAUGGGAAGUGAGAGAGUUCAAAAUGAGCCUGAAAGACAUCCCAGAUAGAAUGUGCAACUAUGUGCACGCGUGGAAGCAGGCGCAUCUGGACCUCUUCUGUGAUGGCACUGGCCUGGAUCCCAAGCAGCCCCAAACCAGAUUGGUCGCAUGGGCAGUGGUCCUUGCAGGGAUUGACCCUCAAUCCCCACACAUACCCUUGGCGUGGGGAGGAGUGCGAGGCCAAUGGCAGACGGUAAUGAGGGCCGAACUGAUGGCCUUUGUAUCAGCACUUUGUUAUGGUGUGUCCACAGCAGCCACCUUUGCCAUCUGGAGCGACUGCGAAGUCAUUGUGAAGCGUGCCAGGCGCAUCCAGCAGGGAACUUUUGAGGUCACAUCAACAUGCACAGACCAUGACUUGUGGAUGAUUGUACAACAGAUCAUUCCGUCUCCUCAGAUAUGCAGUCUGCAUCACAUCAAGUCGCAUCAAACCUAUGCAGGUGAGGAAGCUUGGCUCCAGUGGGCAUGUUCAGCCAAUGACACAGCGGACCUACAAGCCUCAUGGGCGCUGGAACAAUUGCCAGCUCAUGUGCGCGAUGCCCAACAAAAAGCAUCCAAGGCAGUCACCAUGGCACAGCAGGUAGUCCAGCACGUGCAUGCACACAUGGUUAGAGUGGCUCAACUCUCAGUCGUAGCACCAAGCCCCGUGACCCCCACAGUGUACCGACUUCCAGAUACAAUGAUCCUGGAUUGGAAAGCAGUGGCCGACACCGCCAGGGUGGAAGCUCCUGAAAAUCUAAGGUUUCAAAAAUGGCUGACCAUCUUGCAAUGGAUGGGAGACCUGCAAUGCCCCAAUGCAGCCCCGAGGUGGAUGAGCUGGUUCGAGCUCCUGGUCCCCUAUCAACUACACUCGGGCGAGUGGGGUCCUGAGAGUACUUCAAGCCAUAACACAUGGAGAAUGCACCCGCAGUUGCAGGAGUACAACGGCAAGCAGAUGCUGAGAUCAUGGGCAGCGUAUUUGCUGAACCUCCUCAGGCUCCAUUAUCCCAACUACAAGCCAGUAGACGGGAGACCAUCCAAUCCGAGAUUUCACUGCUGGACUAUGGGCAUCCUGUGCAGAAUCACGGAAGCCUCCGCAGACGCCGUUCGUCUCUGGUUGGACGCCACUUUUGGAAACAGCAGGAUUACAAAAAUGGCAGCGCUGCACCAAUGCGGCCCAGCAGAAGCAGUGCGGCCCGUCCAGAGGGCGCCCAAGGAGCAUGGGCUCCAUAGGUUCUGGCAAAGCCAGAGAUAG
Molecule: messenger RNA, 6255 nt
Organism: Cladocopium goreaui
Lineage: Eukaryota; Dinophyceae; Suessiales; Symbiodiniaceae
Source: the annotation of a GenBank genome assembly